AUGAGCGACGACCAGGCCUUGGAAAUAUUCCUGAAAUCCCCCGUCACCCAGGACAUGAUCCACCACCUGGUGACGGUCACCUUGCAGGUUCUGCCCUGCGAGUCCUCCAAAACCAUCACCCAGAAGGUCAAGUCGCCAGCCGACGCAGAGCCCGUGCUCAAGACCAAGCCCCUACCCUCGCUCAUGACCUUCAUCACCAAGCUCGUCCGCUACACCAACGUCUACACGGGAACGCUGAUGUCGACCAUCGUGUUUCUCAACAGACUCAAGGCCAAGCUUCCCCGGGACGCCCAGGGCCUGCCUUGCACGCGCCAUCGCAUAUUUCUGGCCUGUCUGAUCAUCUCUUCCAAGCACCACAACGACUCCUCGCCCAAGAACAAGCACUGGAGCAAGUACACGGACGGCUUGUUCCGCAAGGAGGACGUCAACCUGAUGGAGCGCCAGCUGCUCAUGUUGCUGGACUGGGACCUGAGGAUUUCCAAGGACGAGCUUCUGCGGGCCUGGAAGCGGUUCCUGGACCCGAUUCGCGCCGAGCUGCGCAAGAAGGAGAGAACGCGCAAGCCAGUGCCGGCCACGCCUACGAUCACCGUCACCGCGUCGCCAGCGUCUCCUGUCCUGCUCACGCCGGUCAAGUCGCUGUGCAGCUCGCGCUCGUCGUCCGUGUCGUCGCUGGACACCCUGCACUCUCGCGCCUCGUCGGUGUCCAGCACCUCGAGCCAGCUCCUGGACGACUACUCUCUUGGUAAGCUAAUCGACACCGUUGCGCAGCAGGAGGAGCAACAGCUCAACAAUCUAAUGAGACAGUACUGUUCUGUCUCGUCGCAUAGCAUUCGCCCAUAG
Molecule: messenger RNA, 840 nt
Organism: Ogataea angusta
Lineage: Eukaryota; Fungi; Ascomycota; Pichiomycetes; Pichiales; Pichiaceae
Exons: 1
Coding region: 1-840 (279 amino acids)
Biological process (GO): regulation of cyclin-dependent protein serine/threonine kinase activity
Cellular component (GO): cyclin-dependent protein kinase holoenzyme complex; nucleus
Molecular function (GO): protein kinase binding; cyclin-dependent protein serine/threonine kinase regulator activity
Source: RefSeq, a predicted model, not a curated record